Molecule: messenger RNA, 1265 nt
Organism: Mycena citricolor
Lineage: Eukaryota; Fungi; Basidiomycota; Agaricomycetes; Agaricales; Mycenaceae
Source: the annotation of a GenBank genome assembly
GCAGAUCCUUCUCUCACGCGCCACUUCUGGUCCCGAUCUCGAUUCGCCGACUGAGCCCGCUCUCUUGCGAGCGCUGUUCUAGCGGGGGCAAGGAUGUAGCCACUGGAAGACGAUCUUGGCGGGUGAUGGUCAUUGUGCAUGCAUGACUGAGCGAUUACUUCGUGACAAGCGACGAUCGACUGCGCGGGAAGCCGCUCGUCGAGAUUGAACUCGUUAUAACCGUCGGCCUGAACGUCUCUCUCCCAUCUGUCUCCCGACAUGAGCAAACCCAUCGCAUUGAUCACAGGAUGCUCGAACGGCGGCAUCGGGGCUGCUUUCUGCAGAAAGUUGCUCGCAAAAGGGUACAUCGUCUACGCCACCGCGCGCUCCGUGCAGGCCAUGUCCGACCUGGAUCACGAGAACGCGCACCAGCUCGUGGUGGACGUCACGGACGACGCGUCCGUCGCGAAGGCUAUCGACACCGUGUACGCCGAGACGGAGGGCAUCGACCUGCUCAUCUCGAACGCCGGCUUCGCGCAUAUCGGACCGCUGUUGGACACGCCGUUUCAGGAGGGCAUGCGCGUGAUGCAGACGAAUUUCUUCGGCUUCGUGCGCCUCGUCAAGAACGUCGUCCCGCGUAUGGCGCGCCGCGGGCACGGGACGGUCGUCGCUAUCAGCUCGAUCCUCGGCGAGCUCCCCAUGCCGUUCGAAGGUUUCUACAACGCGAGCAAGGCUGCGCUGCGGUCGUACACGGAGACGCUCCAGAUGGAGUGUAAACCUCUGAAAGUCAAGGUGGUGCUCGUCGCACCAGGAUCCAUCCGGAGCAACAUUGCCGCGAAAUCAGCGUAUACGGUCCCCGAGGACUCGUUCUACAAGGCUUUCGAGAAGCAGAUCCAGCGCGUCAUGUACCUGAGCCAGACGGCCGAGUACGGGGUCAUGGACACCGACCAGUUCGCCAACGCCAUCAUCGGUGACGUGACCUCCGCGAGCCCGUCGCCCUACAUCUCGAUCGGCGGAUUCACGACCAAGGCGUGGCUCCUCCAGUGGGUGAAGCGCACCUGGGCACUGGACUUGAUUUGGAAUUCUGUCAAGGCGGAGCCCAAGUAGUUUGAUGAAUCCUACAUCUGCUGUAGAUUACUCAUUUAUGCGGGGGAUGUGCUGGUAUGCAGCAUAUCAGUUGGUCGCAAGGCCUGUGGAAAAAAAUGACGGGCGAAGAAAAAAAGGUCGCCCACCGCGCUUUUUCAACAGAUAGGCCGAAUAAGGUGCGGCACAAAAACAAAGAGGUG